Messenger RNA from Ceratina calcarata, 1275 nucleotides. Its product is annotated as aminopeptidase M1-like. The record is from RefSeq and is a predicted model, not a curated record. Bases 1 to 1275 code for a protein of 424 amino acids. Gene Ontology annotation, cellular component: cytoplasm; membrane. Gene Ontology annotation, biological process: proteolysis; peptide catabolic process. The transcript has 5 exons. Lineage: Eukaryota; Metazoa; Arthropoda; Insecta; Hymenoptera; Apidae. Gene Ontology annotation, molecular function: peptide binding; metalloaminopeptidase activity; zinc ion binding.
AUGAUGAGAACUUUCGUAACGUUUCUCCUCGUCCUGGGGAUCUGCCGGGUGUGUUCCUCGUUCGAAAAUAUCAACGACGACGAAGUGAAAUUGAAAAAUAUCCUGCCGUCCGGCGUAGUGAUACCGAUCGCAUACAAAUUACACCUCAAACCUGAUUUGGUGAAAUUUACAUUUGACGGUGAAACGGAGAUCACAUUAAUAGCGUUGAUCACGGACGUUGCCUUGACGCUGAACUCAAAAUUCUUAACAGUCCACGAUUUAAAGUUUGUGGAUUUGAAUACAACAAAUACUUUGGAGAGUAAGUAUAUAGAGGACGAAGAGCAGGAGACCCUGAACGUCACAAUAAAACCCCACUUUGAAAAGGAUCAUCACUACUCGCUCCAGAUAAAAUACGCUGCAAUUUUGCGCAACGAUGGCAAAGGAUUUUAUAUGAGCAUGAUGCGAACGAACGGAAGCACCGGAUACGUUGUAACGACUAAUUUCGAGCCGACGGGCGCUCGACUAGCGUUCCCAUGUUGGGAUGAACCCGCCUACAAGGCGAAGUUCACCAUUAGCUUGACACACAAUAAGACCUUGCAGGCACUCUCUAAUACGGAAGUACUAAAAAAAGAAGAAGAAAAUGGCAUGAUAACUACAACGUUCAAACAGACACCAUUGAUGUCUACUUAUUUGGUAGCAUUCGUGUUAAGCGAUUAUCAAUUUAAGGAAGAUAAAGUCGGCAACUUCACCUAUAGAGUGUGGACGAAGGCGAGCGCGAUAAAUCAGACUGACUUCGUUUUGAAAAUGGGAAGAAAGUUUCUAGAACUGCUGAAUUCGUACACGAAUAUUUCGUACCAGACAUACAUGCCAGACAAAAUAGAUCAAGUCUCGAUAAAUGAUUUGCGUCCCAACGCUAUAGAGAAUUGGGGCCUCGUGAUUUACAGAGAAAAUUAUUUUCUUUACGACGAGGCUUCAUACACAACCCGCUCGAAGAUAAACGUACUCAUGACUAUCGCUCAUGAGAUCUCUCAUCAAUGGUUCGGUAAUCUCAUCAGCCCGAAAUGGUGGAAGUAUAUUUGGCUGAACGAGGGAUUCGGCAACUAUUUCCAGUACUUCAUGUCUCACAAAAUAGUACCUGAAUUGCGAUUGGGUGAUAUGUUUGUUGUGGAGAGCAUGCAAGAGACCGCGAUGGACAUUGAUGCGUAUCCUGUUGUACACCCCAUGAAUUACGACGCGAUCACCCCUGAAGACAUCCGUGACCUCUUCGGUAGCAUCACCUACCAGAAAGAUACAUGA